Messenger RNA from Drosophila pseudoobscura, 1260 nucleotides. It is a transcript of the gene MBD-like, whose product is annotated as methyl-CpG-binding domain protein 2. Gene Ontology annotation, molecular function: methyl-CpG binding. NCBI's taxonomy places the organism in Eukaryota, Metazoa, Arthropoda, Insecta, Diptera, Drosophilidae. Gene Ontology annotation, biological process: DNA methylation-dependent constitutive heterochromatin formation; negative regulation of transcription by RNA polymerase II. Gene Ontology annotation, cellular component: nucleus. The record is from RefSeq and is a predicted model, not a curated record. The coding region runs from base 54 to 1085 and encodes 343 amino acids. The transcript is spliced from 3 exons.
UCGAAAUAGUUUUUCCAGACGCUGCCGUCGAAGAAUUUGUUAAUUGCGAAACUAUGCAGAUGAAUCCGAGUGUAACAAUUGAAAGAAAACGCGUCGACUGCAGUGUCCUGCCAAAGGGCUGGCAACGCGAUGAGGGGCGAAAGUCGGGCAGCAGCAGUUGCGCCACUACCACCAACAGCAGCAGCAUCAGCAGCAACAACAACAAUAAAGUGGAUGUUUUUUACUACAGUCCAACAGGAAAAAGAGUUGAAGGAAAGCAGCAGGGGGGCGAGGUAUUUGACAUUGGAAGCUUUGAUUUCCAGUCCGGGAAGCUGCAGCAGCGCCAGCUGCCUUCACCAUCGAUAUCGCUGUACCGCUGCAGUGCCAUGCCCCUGCCAAUUGGCGCCGGUGGCGCUGGAGCUGGAGCUUCACUAAAACGGAAAUAUGCCAGGGCCCAGGCAAACAGCGGCAGCGGCGGCGGCGGUAUAGCAGCAUACUCAUCAUCGCCAGCGACAGUGACAGCAGCAGCAACGGCAACAACAGCAGGCGCCUCAUCCUCCACUGCGGCUGGUGGAUCGACCAGCAAUCUGCGCCAGCAACAGCAGAUGGAACUCAGUCGAGCUCUACGCACAGAUGUCUCGCUGGUGCCGCCCAUACGACAGACUGCCUCCAUUUUCAAGCAACCGGUGACACCGAUUGGUAACCAUACCCAGGAUCCCAGCAAGGUGAAGCACGAUUCCAAGCAUGGGGCCCAGGAGAAGCCCAAACAAUUGUUCUGGGAGAAGAGGCUGGAGCGACUGCGUGCAUGCCACGAUAAUGGUGAGGAGCUGGACGAUAUAUCACUGCCCAAGACUAUACGCACUGUCGGCCCAAAUGUCGACGAACAGACAGUCCUCCAGUCGGUGGCCACAGCCCUGCACAUGCUCAAUGCCGGUGUACAUGGCCAGAGCUCGACCAAGGCCGAACUGACCAAGAAUGCCAUGGCAUUCAUGAACCCAGAACAGCCGCUAAUGCAUGCGGUUAUCAUCUCCGAGGAGGACAUACGAAAGCAGGAGGAUCGUGUCGGUGUGGCGCGGCGAAAGUUACAGGAUGCACUCAAGACAUGAGUGACCUGCCACUGAAGCCCUUCCACAUCCAUCAUCUACCAAUUCCAUUGUAGAAUCUACUAACAUCUCUAUUUAUCAUAUUGACGACCUUUUCGAAAUGUACGUUUAAGCCUAGCGUGUAAUAAAAAAUACCAAGAACCACACCGGAAAACGCUGUCAAGCGAAUUUGAAUGGA